UGUGCAGGGCCAUGGCAGGGGCGGAGGUGCAAGCACAGACAAUAUUUAAGAUGCUGUCUUGGUAGAGCACUUACGCUUGAGAAGCAAAGUGACAGGGCAUCCAUUAGGCUCCACUUUCAGAAGCUCAAGCUUUGAGGAAGGCUAAGGAAGAGUAAGAAAAGAGAGAAAACAGCAGUGCGAGAGGCCAUCCAGAGUGAGUAGAGCUUGCCACAGCUCCGCAGACCUGUGCUAGGCACAGCCAGACUCCACUAAAGGAAGAUCCUCCUCACCCAGACCCACGGAAAAUGCUGACAAAGACUCUCUUCCCUGUGACCUGGCUCAGCAUUUUCAUUGUGGCCUUUGUCACCCAUCCAGUGUGGCUGCAAAAGCCCCCUAAGCGCAAGGCACCUGCACAGGUCCAAGUGGAUGCCUGCUGCAAGGAGGUGAAGGAGCUCAAGGCCCAAGUGGCCAACCUAAGUGGUCUGCUGAGUGAGCUGAGCCAGAAGCAGGAGAGGGACUGGGUGAGCGUGGUCAUGCAGGUGAUGGAGCUGGAGAGCACCAGCAAGCGCCUGGAGUCGCGGCUCGUGGACGCCGAGAGCAAGUACUCGGAGAUGAACAACCAGAUGGACAUCAUGCAGCUGCAGGCGGCGCAGACUGUCACGCAGACCUCCGCAGAUGCCAUCUACGAUUGCUCUUCCCUCUACCAGAAGAACUACCACAUCUCUGGGGUGUACAAGCUUCCCCCAGACGAAUUCCUGGGCAGCCCCGAGCUGGAGGUGUUCUGUGAUAUGGAGACUUCAGGAGGAGGCUGGACUGUCAUCCAGAGACGGAGGAGCGGCCUUGUCCCCUUCUACCAGGACUGGAAGCAGUAUAAGCAGGGCUUUGGUAGCAUCCGUGGAGACUUCUGGUUGGGUAACGAACACAUCCACCGGCUCACCAGACAGCCAACCCGGCUCCGUGUGGAACUGGAGGACUGGGAGGGCGAGGUACGCUAUGCUGAGUACAGCCACUUUGCUGUGGCCAAUGAAGUGAACAGCUACCGCCUCUUCCUGGGGAACUACAGUGGUGAUGUGGGGAACAACGCCCUCUUCUACCACAACAACACAGCCUUCAGCACCAAGGACAAGGACAAUGACAACUGCUUGGAUAAGUGUGCACAGCUCCGCAAAGGUGGGUACUGGUACAACUGCUGCACGGACUCCAACCUCAACGGGGUGUACUACCGCCAGGGCGACCACAAGCAGCACCUGGAUGGCAUCACUUGGUACGGCUGGCACGGUGCCAACUAUUCCCUCAAACGGGUGGAGAUGAAAAUACGCCCAGAAGGCUUCAGGCCCUGAGAGGAGGCUGCUGCAGAGCAGGGCUGCAGCAGACUCGGAGACUCGGAGGGCAGUGUGGGACAGGGAGGCUGCGGAAGGGGCAGCGUGGCCAAGGGCCUGCGAGCUCCACGGAGGGAAGAACUCUGAGAAGCAUAAAAGAUUUUAAUAUGUGCACUGCCAAAGCCAGCACAUGUGCACAAUAAGACUGUGUACCGAGAUGGCCGUAAAUGGGAUGAAGCACUUAACCCAGCAGUUCCUGCCACAUACUGCUCAGGGGCUGGGCUGAGUGGGCUCACUCUGCCCCCACCCCCGACAAAGCAACUGUUUAUUCAUUUUUUUUCUAAGUUAUGUGAGGCAAACAGCAAACCCCUUUGCUAGAAAGGACUGUACUAUUCUGGUCUGCAGAGGUGAGGCCUUCAGUGUUACAGAAAGAAGCAGAAGUAGGUGGUAGCAGAGAACAGAUUCUGUUUUUAAAUCAAACGAAUCAUCUUCAGCCUGCACAUUUUUUAAAAACACAAAAGCUGUUGGGCUGGAGAUGAGCUUUGGAAGUCUGCUGCCGAGGCUCCAGGGCCCUGGACCUCUCCCUCCGCCCCUUGGAGCAUCCUGGGGAACACAGGCCAGGGAGCAGCACCGAGGCGCAGCAGGGCCACCAGGGCCACCAAGGGGCGGUGGGCGGGGGGCUCAUACGCACGCACUCACACCCAACAUGGCAGUCAAAACAUCUGCUUUUACUGACUUUGAAAGAAAGGAGCCCAAAGAGCUUCUUUUUUAUCUUGUCUAUAAAAAAUGGCUGAAAAAUUAAGACAGAUAGCACCAUGAUUAACAGUUUGUGCUGUAUAUGAGCAUUUUGCUUUGUAAAAAUAAAAUAUGGCAGUAU
Molecule: messenger RNA, 2175 nt
Organism: Octodon degus (degu)
Lineage: Eukaryota; Metazoa; Chordata; Mammalia; Rodentia; Octodontidae
Gene: Angptl7
Product: angiopoietin like 7
Exons: 5
Coding region: 285-1319 (344 amino acids)
Source: RefSeq, a predicted model, not a curated record